AUGCCGCCGAAGAGAGGCAAGAAGGCCGCCGCUGUAGCUGCACCGCCGGCCCCUCCUCCCCUGGAUGGCUGCACCAUCGCUUUCAGCGGGUCCUUCCCCGGACUCUCUCAGUCAACCCUCCAGGGCCAGGCCACCCAAUUGGGCGCUGCAACAUCCAGCUCCGUCACCAAGAACACCACCCACCUGGUCACUACUCCCGCCGACUUCGCCAAGCCCUCGGCCAAGGUCAAGGACGCUCAGAAUAAUGGUAUCCACAUCGUGAGCCUGCACUGGUUGCAGGACUCUCUGCAGAAGAACAAUCGAGAAUCCGAGCAGACUUACGGCUUUGGCGCCGUCAACGGUUCUUCAGCUGCCCCUGCUGCGCCCCAAGCCUCCACCACUAACGGCUCCACCUCUCGUGUCAAGUCCGCUAAAGCCAACGGAUCUAAGAAGCGCCAGGCCUCUCCUAGCCCUGACGUUGCUGCCGCUGACGAGGACGAGGAUGAGCCAGAGCCGCAAAAGAAGAAGAAGAAGACAGUUGCUGAAAUUGCCGAGAGCGAGUCCAAGCGCGACUUCGGCGAGGGCCAAAUCGCAAAGUCGCGCGAUAUCCGCAUUCCGGUUGACGAGCACUGUGACCUGCAGGGUUACGGUGUCUACAUUGGCGAUGACGGUGUCAUUUGGGAUGCAUCUCUGAACCAAACCAACGCCGGCCACAACAAUAACAAGUUCUAUCGCAUCCAGCUUCUUGGUGACGGCAAAGGGGUCUGCUUUACCUGGACUCGAUGGGGACGUGUUGGCGACCGCGGCCAGUCGGCGACUUUGGGCGGCGGCAGUCUGGACGACGCUAAACGUCAGUUUGAGAAGAAGUUCAAGGAUAAGUCUGGCCUCCAUUGGAACGACCGUACGGCGGCGCCGAAGCCUGGCAAGUAUGUCUUCCUUGAGCGUAGUUAUGACGAGUCAGAUUCCGAGGAUGAGGACGACGAAGACAAGAAAGCCAACGGCAAGGUCAAAGACGAGGAUGAUGACUAUAAGCCGCCCAAGUGCACUCUCUCAGCUCCCGUGAAAGAACUCAUGGAACUUAUCUUCAAUCAGCAGUACUUUGCUGCUGCCAUGUCUGAUCUCAAUUAUGAUGCCAACAAGCUGCCUCUCGGUAAGCUGAGCAAGGCAACCAUCAUGAAGGGUUUCCAAGCCCUCAAGGAUCUCUCUGCGGUGCUUGACGACAACAGCUUGGCAGUCAACUAUGGCACCUCGCUCGUCAACGCCGUGGAAAACCUCUCUAACCUUUUCUAUUCCUUUAUCCCUCACAACUUCGGUCGCAACCGACCCCCCAUCAUCCGCGAUCAGGCCAUGGUCAAGAAAGAAAUAGAACUUCUGGACAACCUGACUGACAUGAAGGAUGCCACCGCCCUGAUGAAGGCAAACCUGUCGUCUCGUCCUACUACUCAUCCCCUCGACACCCACAAGGAAUUCCUCCUGCUGCAGGAGUAUCUGGUGGAGACUCGAGGACAUACUCAUAAUGCCAACUAUCGUGUCGAUGCUAUCUUCCGCAUAGAGCGCCAAGGAGAGCUCGAUCGCUUUGACAAGAGUGUUUUCUCCGGCCCACCCAAGGACCGUCGCUUGCUCUGGCACGGAUCUCGUGCCACCAAUUUUGGUGGUAUUCUCAGCCAGGGUCUGCGCAUUGCCCCUCCCGAGGCACCUGUGUCUGGGUACAUGUUCGGCAAGGGCAUCUAUCUGGCCGACAUGUCCUCCAAAUCGGCCAACUACUGCUGCUCACACAUCUCUGGCGGCACCGCGCUUCUUCUCCUCUGUGAGGCUGAGAUGGGCGAUCCCAUGCAGGAACUCACCAAUUCUGAGUACAAUGCAGGCGAUCAUGCCAAGGCCAAGGGCAUGUGGACGACCUGGGGCAAAGGUCGGACCGGCCCGUUGAAGUGGAAGGACGCCGGUGCAGUGCAUCCCACACUGGCUGGUGUCAAGAUGCCCGAUACAAACGUCAAGCCGGGAGACACAAACUACCCCAACGCCUGGCUUCAGUACAACGAGUUCAUCUGCUAUGACGUUGCCCAGAUCCGCCUUCGAUAUCUAUUCCGGGUCAAGAUGUGA
Messenger RNA from Phaeoacremonium minimum UCRPA7, 2079 nucleotides. RefSeq names its product putative poly polymerase 2 adp-ribosyltransferase 2 protein. The coding region runs from base 1 to 2079 and encodes 692 amino acids. Gene Ontology annotation, molecular function: NAD+ poly-ADP-ribosyltransferase activity. Lineage: Eukaryota; Fungi; Ascomycota; Sordariomycetes; Togniniales; Togniniaceae. The transcript is spliced from 4 exons. The record is from RefSeq and is a predicted model, not a curated record.